Messenger RNA from Humulus lupulus (European hop), 1308 nucleotides. RefSeq lists its product as uncharacterized. The record is from RefSeq and is a predicted model, not a curated record. Lineage: Eukaryota; Viridiplantae; Streptophyta; Magnoliopsida; Rosales; Cannabaceae. The coding region runs from base 1 to 1308 and encodes 435 amino acids. The transcript is spliced from 4 exons.
AUGGUUCAACAGAUGGCUUUAGGUCAGCAAGUGAGACCUUAUGGCACAUGUCAGUUGGUGGGGCAUCCUAUUGAUGCAUGUCCCACACUUCAAGAGGAUACCAAUGAGCAUGUAAAUGCAAUGGGGGGAUUCCCAGGGAAACCUAGGCAAAGGGAAAAUGCUAAUGCCAUCACAUUAAGAGAUGGCAAGACUUACGAUCCACCAAUUAUUCCAUCAAGUAUAAAUGAUGCACCAUUACCUCCUACUCAAUCCACCCAACAAGACAAAGAUGAAACCCCAACCACAUCACCCAAACCUAAACCCACUAUUCCCACUUAUGUUACUACUCCUCCAUUUCCUAGUCGUUUGAGAAAGACCAAGAAAUAUGAAGCUGAACAGGAAACACUGGAGCCUUUUUGCAAGGUUGAGGUAAAUAUUCCUUUACUUGAUGCCAUUAACGAUUCUUCAAAGAAACUUCCACCAAAGUGUAAGGAUCCUGGUACCUUCACUAUUCCUUGCACUAUUGGCAAUAAAAGGAUUGAAAGAUGUAUGUUAGAUUUGGGUGCCUCAAUCAAUGUAAUGUCGUACUCUAUUUAUACCUCUUUAAAUUUGGGACCAUUGGAAGAAACGGGGGUGAUCAUACAAUUAGCGGAUUGCUCUACUGCCUAUCCAAGGGGAGUAGUAGAGGAUGUAUUGGUUAAAGUCAAUGAAUUGGUUUUUUCGGCAAACUUUUACAUUCUUGACAUGGAAGACGACUCAAUUCCAUGUUCUACACCAGUAUUAUUGGGAAGGCCAUUCUUAAAGACAGCUAGAACUAAGAUAGAUGUUCAUGAGGGAACUUUGACCAUGGAGUUUGAUGGUGAGGUGAUUCGCUUUAAUAUUUUUGAGGCUAUGCGAAUUCUGGAUUUACAUGGAGAGGAUGGGUUAGAUGUUGUUUUGCGGGAAUCAAUAGACUUGAAGGAAGAUGGUGUCACUACUGAAGUAAAGGAGAAAGUAGCUGCACUUAAUAGUGGUGGAGAGGUUUCUAAAGUGGUGUCGUUCUUAGAGUUGCCUAUUUCUCAUGAACAACUUCAGCCAUCUGUUAAAUCACCACCCAAGCUUGAAUUAAAACCACUACCGGAGCAUCUCAAAUAUGUCUACUUGGGUGAGAAAGAGACAUUACCGGUAAUUAUCACCACAAAACUUACCCAAGUACAAGAGGAUCUUUUGAUAAGGGUACUUCAGGAAUACAAAACAGCCAUAUGGUGGACCAUAGCAGAUAUCAAGGGAAUAAGCCCAACUAUGUGUAUGCACCAUAUUCUCCUUGAAGGUGGAUCCAAGCCUUCUUGA